Messenger RNA from Cylicocyclus nassatus, 1902 nucleotides. The record is from the annotation of a GenBank genome assembly. Lineage: Eukaryota; Metazoa; Nematoda; Chromadorea; Rhabditida; Strongylidae.
AUGUCAAGCAGCGUCGAUACACCCGAACUACCAGCAGACAUCUACAAGGUGCGUUGGACAUUGAAUGUGCCUACCCUCGCCGAAAUCAAGGAGCCUGGACAGCAAGUCAGGGUGACAGAUAUCGUGAAAAAGAAACUCGAAAACAGAAUCUUCAGCGCCUAUCCGGCAGCCGAGGAGGUGGCAAGUGGCCAAUGGUGGAUGGGUCGCAUUUCUUGUAUCGAAGCUGGAAUGCGCUUGUCUCGGGAUCCUUCACUGCUCAUGGGUAGCUAUGCUGUAUGCCAACCACCGGAGAUGGAGCCUAUCAAUGCGGAUGAAUGGGCAGAAUUUGUUUUAGUUGUAAGAAACAUUUCUGGAAGCGCAGAGCAGUGGAUUUAUGAAUGGGAAAUCAAUCACAAAUAUAACCAAAAGUUUGGCAGAAAGUUCAAGGAAAGACAACUCGGAAACGAUAUUAUUCGAGGUCCACCAGCUAGUCCGAUACCAGUCGUAGCAUAUUUUAAGAUUAAACGAACGGAAACGGGAUUAUUCUAUGUGGAGCCUGAGCAAACAUUCUCAUCCAUCGACUUAUUGCUUACACAUUACCACUCCCAUGCACUACCCAUAAACGGGAAGAAGGAUGUCUCAAAGCAACCAUUCAGUUUGAUACUUAGAGGGAUUAGUCAAUUUGACACGGCAUCACCUAUUCCUCCCAGACCAAUGCUUGGACCAAUGAAAAAGCCGACAUACAAAAAAAGUGAACGUUCACCAUUUCGACUUAUUCUUGGUGAUGGACAAAAGACACUUGAAAGUAUGAAAGCGCGAAUAGCUAAUAGAGUCUUCAUUAUUGAUAACGAGCAGAAAGAAGCUUUGUACAAGGGAUAUCUUUUUUACAAUGGAAAGUUCAACCCAGUAACAAUUCGCAAACAACGUCCACGACUUUUCAAGCAGAAGGCUUUUGAGAAAGACAUUCAGCGCUUGAGUAAGGUUGGACAAAGAGAAAAGGGAUCAAAGCAAGACGCAAAUAUCGCAGGGACUAAGAAUGGAUACGAGUUUCUUUCACAUAUCGUUGCUUAUGGCAAUGAUGAAUGGAAAUACGGAAAAUGGGUUGCGUACGAGUUUGCGUUUGGUGUACCACUCGAUCGUCUACUUCAAUGGCGGAAAUAUAAAAAUGAAACUAUGUAUUUGAGAGAAAAAUCAGAAAUUCUAUACCAGAUAAGCGCAGGGAUGCGAUUUUUGGAGCUAAAUGGCCUCUGUCAUCGUCAUUUACGAGCUUCAAAUGUUAUACUUCGCGAAGAUGGUUAUCAUAUGUACGGUGUAAAAAUCACCGACUAUAUGCUCACCUAUCAUUUCUUAGACCCGGAUGUAGUGGAGUCGAUAAACUUGGCGGACUUGGAUUGGCCAUGGUGGGCACCAGAAUGUGUGCUUUAUAAAUGUUUCGAUAUAGUUAGCGAUAUUUGGGCUUUUGGAUGUGUGAUUUUUGAGAUAAAUCACGAUGGCCUUGGUCCUUACGCCUUUCAGCAGCAUCGCCCGCAAUCUCACCAGGAUUUGCAAGCAAUUUUUGAGAGAGGAGAAAAGAUGGAAAUAGUGCUUGAAGAAGACAAAGAAACAUUUUUGGAGGAACUUCUUUAUAUGUGCGUUCGAUACAAUCCGGAUGCUCGUCCAACAUUCGCCUACUUAUUCGAAUUUUUCCGCGACGUCCUGUUCGAUUUUGCUGAAGGACCAAUGCCAGCUAUUGACAAGUACAUCAAAAAAGCUCCGAAGACAUUCCAGCAUCCCAAAAGAAGCAAGAAAAUACCCGAGGACGCAAAAUUCUUGAAGAAAGAACCAUCGACAAGCUUCACUUAGUGCAACACUCAUAACCAUUCUAUUUAAAAACAGAAAAACCAGAAAUAUUGCUCGGAUGUCUUCAUAGUUGUAGAACAUGAU